Acomys russatus (golden spiny mouse) is the source of this 1715-nucleotide messenger RNA. Its product is annotated as steryl-sulfatase-like. The transcript has a single exon. Bases 1 to 1683 code for a protein of 560 amino acids. Gene Ontology annotation, molecular function: arylsulfatase activity. NCBI's taxonomy places the organism in Eukaryota, Metazoa, Chordata, Mammalia, Rodentia, Muridae. The record is from RefSeq and is a predicted model, not a curated record.
AUGCCACCCUUUUCCCUCCACUUCCCCCUCUUCCUCCUCCUCCUGGUGGGCUCAGCCUCUGCGGGCCCUGGCCCCAACUUCGUGCUCAUCAUGGCCGACGACUUAGGCAUUGGGGACCCAGGAUGCUAUGGCAAUACCACACUCAGGACACCCAACAUUGACCGCCUGGCCCGCGAGGGUGUGAAGCUGACACAGCACCUGGCAGCCUCUCCCCUGUGCACACCAAGCCGAGCGGCUUUCCUCACAGGGCGGUACCCGGUGCGAUCCGGCAUGGCGUCCCGGAACCUCGUGGGCGUCUUCCUCUUCACUGCUUCCUCAGGUGGGAUCCCCCCGAAUGAGGUCACGUUCGCUCAGCUGCUGAGGGAGCAGGGGUACAGCACGGGGCUAGUAGGGAAGUGGCACCUGGGCCUGAGCUGCCACGCAGCCCACGACUUCUGCCACCACCCACUGCGCCAUGGGUUCGAGUUCUUCCACGGGGUUCCGACCACCAACCUGCGUGACUGCCGGGUGGGAGCAGGCUCUGUGUUCGGCCGCGCUUACCGCGUGCUAGUGUGGAUGCCUCUGCAGACGCUGUGCGCCUUGGCGCUGGGGCUGGCGGCGCUGCGCGCGCUAGGGACCCUGGCAGUUCCACCCUUCACCUUCCUGGCACUAGCCAUCGCGGCCGGCGCCCUCACUGGCGCCUACCUCGCCUUCCGGCACUACUUCCGGCCCGCCAACUGCUUUCUCAUGACCGGCUUUGAGGUUGUGCAGAGACCCACGGAGUAUGCAGGGUUGGCUGAGAGGCUCGCGGAGGAAGCCGUCGGGUUUCUGCACAGACACGCCCACGGCCCCUUCCUGCUCUUCCUGUCCUUCCUGCACGUGCACACGGCCCACUUCGCGGGUCCCGGGUUCGCGGGGCGGAGCCGACACGGGGCUUAUGGGGACGCAGCCGAGGAGAUGGACUGGAGCGUUGGACGCGUGCUGGACACGCUGGACGAACUGGGGCUGACCAACAACACGCUCGUGUACUUCUCGUCAGACCAUGGUGCGCACGUGGAGGAGGUCAGUGCCUGGGGCGAGAUGCAUGGCGGGAGCAACGGCGCCUAUAAGGGCGGCAAAGGUAACAACUGGGAGGGCGGCAUCCGCGUGCCUGGCCUGGUACGCUGGCCAGGCGUGCUCCCAGCGGGCGUGGAGAUCGAUGAGCCCACGAGCAACAUGGACGUGUUCCCCACGGUGGUCAAGCUGGCAGGCGCGGAGCUGCCAAGGGACAGGACCAUCGACGGCCGUGACCUGAUGCCUUUGCUGCGUGGUCACAGGACGCGCUCGGAGCAUGAUUUCCUGUUCCACUACUGCAACGCGUACAUGAACGCCGUUCGCUGGCGGCCGCCCAACAGCACCUCAGUGUGGAAAGCCUUCUUCUUCACGCCUGACUUCAGCCCUGCCAGCGCCAAUGGCUGCCUCGAUGCGCAUGUGUGCCCCUGCUCUGGUGCUGGUGUCACACGUCAUGACCCACCACUGCUGUUCGACGUCACGCAUGACCCAGGUGAGCGCCGCCCAGUGACCACAAGGGAAGAGCCGCGCUUCCAUGCCAUCUUGGCCACCAUGCAGGACGCCACCGCCCGCCAUCUGCGCUCUGUGUCCCCAACAGUGCCAGACCAGCUCUCUGUGGCCAACCUCAUGUGGAAGCCGUGGCUGCAGCUCUGAUAACUUCAUGCAGGCUGCCCCAUCCCACGGAA